CGAAAAACUGUCAAACGGUGAAAAUUUUGCUCCAAGUGCGUACAACGAAAAUUUUAGUGCUCCAUUACCAACACCGAAAAUCAUGUAAAAAGAGCCCAAAACGGGCCAAUAGCAUCGCGAAAUGGCUACACAAAAGCCCGGAGAAUGGGCCAAUUCACUAUUGGCCCGCUUCGAGGAGCAGCUACCCUAUCGGACGGGUCCCCAUGGAACGCAGGCCCGGCUCAGCAUCGAUCAAACGAUGACCUGUUUGAUUCAGAUUUCCCGCUAUCGGUUCUCGCUGGUUAUUUCCGGCCUAACCAAGAUGCUGCAACGAGUCAACGAAAUUUUUAUUAUUCUACAGUUUCAGCCCCCAGCCUGCAGAGGACACGAACCGGAACGGUGCUGCUACGAUUCGCUGAUCAUUAUACUGGAAACGCUAGAACGCUGUCUCUCUGGCCAGUCGAAAGAUACGGCCCGGUUCGAGGAGGCAAUGAACGUGAAGUUGCUGCUGCGAGAAAUUUGCCAGUUUAUUGAUAUCCAAAAUGAAAACAAUCAGAAUGCAGCUUCACUCAAGGCUCUGGCAUCUAAGGUGCUGUACGCGUUGUCUCAAAAUCAUUUUGGAGCCGUUUUCAAUCGUAUAUCUGCGCGACUGCAAGAACUGAGCACCUGUUCGGAGGAGAAUCCGGACUACAGUGAUAUCGAACUGAUUCAGCACAUCGAUUUAGACGUUAAUCGGUUGACAAAACUAUUAACAGAGACUAUUCAAAAAUUUAAGUCAUUGAAAAAAUCAGCACAUUUAAUCCUGCUAAACUCACUGGAGAAGGCACUUUGGAAUUGGAUCGAAUUUCAUCCAAAGGAGUUUGAGGAUUUGCAGCGCAACCCUAACGAUGAGCUGUCUAAGUGUUGCGAAACUUUCUUCGACAUCCUGGAUUCGUACGCAGAAAACAAAAAGGCCCGUUCGGCUGUGUGGCCGCUGCAGAUCAUGCUGUUGGUACUAAGUCCCAAAGUACUGGAAGAGAUUGUGAACGCUGAUUCGGGAGCACCGUGUUCACCGAGGCAUUUGAAAAAGAAGCAUUUCAUGGAGGGCAUAAAGAAAGGCUUGGGAGCUCAUGCAUCAUCUAAACAAUCCACCGAAUCGGCAGCUAUUGCGUGCGUUAAACUGUGUAAAGCCUCCACGUAUAUUAACAUUAACGAUUCCAGCAACGUAACUUUUCAACUGGUACAAAGUGUAAUUAACGAUCUGAAGGCGCUACUUUUCAACCCUGCCAAACCUUUCUCUCGUGGGCAAGGUUUCAACUUUCAGGAUAUCGAUCUGAUGAUCGAUUGUUGGGUUUCUUGCUUCCGGAUCAAGCCGCAUAACAACGAAGCGUUGAAGGUUUGUCUCAGUUUAAACUCACCGCCGGCGUACCACUUUGUCAUUGUUAGCUCCCUGCUAAAGAUAGUAACCCAAGCGAGACUACCAUGGUGGCCACAGAUUGAUUUGGUUUAUGCCCGUUCCGGAGAGCUGAGAGCGUUGUUUACCGACACCCUAAACAAAGCCACACAAGGAUACAUCGCUCACACCCCACUAAGGAUGAUUACUUCGUUGACGCUCAAGUCGAAAGAUGCUCAGAGUCGGUUAACGAGACCGGACGAGGGGCCAGCUCAUAAGGCAUUGCUGCUGUUAAUGGUCAGACUUAUUCACGCUGAUCCAAUGCUGUUGUUAAAUAGCCUCGGUAAAGCCGGCCAUGAAGUGCAAAGCUCCACACUUGAGUUAAUCAACGGUUUGGUUUCGCUGGUACACCAGCCGACAAUGCCAGAUGUAGCGCAGGAAGCUAUGGAAGCGCUGUUAGCUCUCCACUCGCCGGAUAAAAUCGAAGUCUGGAACCCGGAAGCUCCUAUAAACACCUUCUGGGACGUCAGCUCCCAAGUUUUGUUUUCGAUCUCACAGAAAUUGAUUCAACAUCAGAUCGCAAACUAUACGGAUGUCCUGAAGUGGCUGCGCGAAAUUCUAAUCUGCCGAAAUACGUUCCUCCAGCGGCACAAGGAUUACGCUAACGUCGGCAGUCAAAUCGCAAUUUGUCGACAGGCUCACAUUAAGCUGGAGGUGGUGUUCUUCAUGUAUCUGUGGUCUGUGGAUCUUGAUGCCGUGAUGGUUUCACUGUCCUGUUUUGGUUUGCUUUGUGAAGAAGCGGAAAUUAGGUCCGGCUCGGAUGAACUAACGGUGGGUUUCAUUCUACCGAAUUACCACCUCUAUCAGGAGCUUUCACAUGCAUCCAGCACGCUGACAACGCAAAGCGUUGAGUCGCGUUAUAAUUUCUACGAGCACACGCAGGGCAGGGUAGCCUUGCAGAAGAAUAUUAUGUCACUGAUGCGAAAGAUCGAACACUGCGUCAAUGGAGUUCAACCGGCCUGGGAGGAGACGUUCCGAAAUUGGGAGGUCACCUCGAAACUAUUGCAGAACUAUCCCAAGGGAAAGCCAGAGGAAGGUCAGGCGGAAGUUUUUCACCGCACUAUGGGUAAACGUCGAGCUAGUCAUCAAAGUUCGGAGCACGACCUGGAGGAGCAGAUCACAGAGUGGGCCAACAUGACUUGGUUUCAGUUGGCCUUGGGAGGAGUUUGUCUGCAGAAGCCACGCAAUCAGCGGCUGGCGCAGAGCCAAAUACUUCCCAUUGGAGUAAGUGGACCGUCGUUGAUGCAGUCGACUACUUCGCUAUCCAGUUCCAGCUCGGGACGGGGUUCGAUGCACCCGAUAAUGGGAUCGCUAGUUUCGUCAAUGGGCGGAGGAAGUCAGGAUGUUCAGUACUGUCCUGUGACGCAGUUUAUCGGACAGCUUUUGCGUUUGCUAGUGUGCAAUAAUGAAAAAUUUGGUCCCCAAAUUCAGAAGCACGUGAAGGAAUUGGUUGGGCAGGAAAUGUCAGCCCAGUUGUAUCCGAUUUUGUUCGAUCAGAUUCGAGCGAUCGUGGAGAAGUUUUUCGAUCAGCAGGGCCAGGUUGUGGUCACCGAUAUUAACACACAGUUUAUCGAGCAUACGAUUUACAUUAUGAAAUCGGUACUGGACGGUCGCCAGAGUAAAGAUCAGAACGAUCAGCCUUCGAAUGCGGAACACCUGGGCGUGACAAGCAUCGAGAAUCUUAUGCUGGCGAUCGUGAGGUACGUUCGUCACUUGGAUAUGACCGUGCACGCAAUCCACAUCAAAACGAAACUCUGUCAACUGGUGGAGGUUAUGAUGAAGCGCCGUGACGAUUUGGCGUUUCGACAGGAAAUGAAGUUCCGUAACAAGCUUGUCGAGUACUUGACGGACUGGGUGAUGGGAACGUCCCAUCAGAUUGCUCCUCCUAGCUCGGGAGAUGUGACGAUAAUAACCAGAGAUCUUGAUCAAGCCUGUAUGGAAGCGGUCGCUGCUCUACUGCGUGGAUUGCCUCUUCAACCAGAGGAAUCCGAUAGAGGAGAUCUGAUGGAUGCCAAAAGCGCUCUCUUUUUAAAGUAUUUCACGCUGUUUAUGAAUUUGCUAAACGAUUGCGUGGACGGAUCGGAGGCGGAUAAGGAUACAAACAACCCGCCGUUGCUACCGCCUCGACCUAGGGUUGCUGCUGGCAAGCUGACCGCUUUGCGGAAUGCUACUAUUCAAGCGAUGUCUAAUCUGCUUAGUGCUAACAUCGAUUCUGGACUGAUGCACUCCAUAGAUCUGGGCUACAAUCCGGAUCUACAGACGCGAGCCGCUUUCAUGGAGGUUCUCACGCAGAUUCUUCAACAAGGAACGGAGUUUGAUACGCUGGCCGAGUCGGUGAUGGCAGAUCGGUUCGAGCAGCUGGUGCAGUUAGUAACUAUGAUCAGUGACAAAGGCGAACUUCCGAUUGCUAUGGCUUUGGCUUCGGUUGUCACAACAUCCCAAAUGGAUGAAUUGGCCCGUGUUUUAGUGACGCUGUUCGAUGCCAAACAUCUGCUUUCUCCACUGCUUUGGAACAUGUUCUACCGCGAAGUGGAAGUGUCCGACUGUAUGCAAACGCUGUUCCGUGGCAACUCUCUGGGUAGUAAAAUCAUGGCAUUCUGUUUCAAAAUAUACGGAGCCAGUUACUUGCAAGGACUGCUGGAGCCUCUAAUUCGACCCCUGUUAGAUGAUCCAGUUACGAGUUUUGAAGUCGAUCCCGCUCGUUUGGAAGCCUCUGAAGACAUUGAAGUUAAUCGCAAGAAUUUGAUCGCUCUAACGCAGAAAGUUUUCGAUGCGAUUGUCAAUUCCGCAGAUCGCUUUCCUCCCCAGUUGCGAUCCAUGUGCCACUGUCUGUAUCAAGUGCUUAGCAAGCGUUUCCCCAAUUUGCUCCAGAACAACAUCGGAGCCGUCGGUACGGUGAUCUUUCUUCGGUUUAUCAACCCAGCGAUCGUGUCCCCUCAGGAGCUGGGGAUCGUCGGCAAACAAGUGCCAACUCAAAUCAAGCGAGGUCUCAUGUUGAUGUCGAAAAUCCUACAGAACAUUGCGAACCACGUGGAAUUUUCCAAAGAACAACACAUGCUCUGCUUCAAUGACUUUCUCCGUAUGCACUUUGAAGGCGGGCGUCGGUUUUUCAUCCAGAUUGCAUCCGAUUGCGAAACAGUAGAUCAGACGUCACACAGCAUGAGCUUUAUUUCGGAUGCAAACGUGUUAGCACUGCACCGACUGUUGUGGUCACACCAGGAGCGGAUCGGAGACUAUCUGUCGAGUAGCCGCGAUCACAAGGCGGUUGGUCGACGUCCCUUCGAUAAAAUGGCCACACUGUUGGCUUACCUUGGACCACCAGAACACAAACCGGUUGAUUCGCAUUUACUGUUUUCGAGCUACGCUCGUUGGAGUUCAAUUGAUAUGUCGUCAACUAACUUCGAGGAAAUCAUGGUCAAGCAUCAAAUGCACGAAAAGGAAGAGUUUAAAACGCUCAAAUCCAUGAACAUUUUCUAUCAGGCAGGAACCAGCAAAGCUGGCAAUCCCGUGUUUUAUUACAUUGCACGACGCUACAAAAUCGGCGAGACAAACGGGGACCUGCUGAUCUAUCACGUGAUUCUAACGCUGAAACCCUUCUGCCAUUCGCCUUUCGAGGUCGUUAUCGACUUCACGCACACCUGCUCGGACAACCGCUUUCGGACAGAGUUCCUACAGAAAUGGUUUUACGUACUACCCGAAGUGGCCUACGAGAAUCUCCACGCCGCUUACAUCUACAAUUGCAACUCAUGGGUGCGAGAAUACACGAAGUUUCACGAUCGCAUACUGGCCCCACUAAAAGGUUGCCGGAAGCUGAUCUUCCUGGACUCACCAGCUCGACUAAACGACGUUAUCGACCCGGAGCAGCAGAAACUUCCCGGUGCGACACUUUCCUUGGAUGAAGAUUUGAAAGUGUUCAACAAUGCACUUAAACUCAGCCACAAGGAUACCAAAGUGGCAAUCAAAGUGGGCCCCACAGCCCUACAAAUAACAUCAGCCGAGAAGACAAAGGUCCUCGCCCACUCUGUCCUGCUGAAUGACGUUUACUACGCAUCCGAAAUUGAGGAAGUCUGUCUGGUGGAUGACAAUCAGUUUACACUGUCCAUCGCUAACGAAAGUUCGCAGCUCAGCUUUAUUCACAACGAUUGUGACAACAUUGUGCAAGCCAUAAUUCACAUCCGUAAUCGCUGGGAGCUAAGUCAACCGGAUUCGGUGACUGUGCAUCAAAAGAUCAGACCCAAAGAUGUGCCAGGAACGCUGCUCAACAUGGCAUUACUUAAUUUAGGUUCCUCUGAUCCGAACCUGCGAACAGCGGCCUACAAUCAGCUCUGCGCACUGACGGCGACUUUCGAUCUUAAAAUCGAAGGACAACUGUUAGAGACCCAAGGACUGUGUAUUCCUUCGAACAACACCAUCUUUAUUAAAUCGGUAAGCGAAACAUUGGCCACCAAUGAGCCACAUUUGACGCUUGAGUUCCUGGAGGAGUGCAUCCAAGGUUUCCAAAGAAGUACGAUCGAGUUGAAGCAUUUGUGCUUGGAGUACAUGACACCGUGGUUGGCCAAUCUGGUGCGAUUCUGCAAGCCAUCGGACGAGAGCAAACGCCAGAAACAGGUGGCUUUAAUCCUGGAGAAGUUAAUCAAUCUGACGAUCGAACAGAAAGAAAUGUAUCCAUCAAUACAGGCGAAGAUUUGGGGCUCGAUUGGACAAAUUCCGGAAUUGAUCGACAUGGUAUUGGACAAUUUUAUCCACAAAUCGGUAAGUUCUGGAUUGGGCUCGCCGCAAGUGGAGAUCAUGGCGGACACUGCCGUGGCCCUGGCAUCCGCAAACGUGCAGCUGGUCGCGAAGAAAGUUAUCGGUCGCCUUUGCCGUGUUAUGGACAAAACCUGCCAUUCGCCCACGCAGUAUCUCGAGCAACAUAUGAUGUGGGAUGAUAUUGCAAUUCUAGCUCGCUACCUGCUCAUGUUGUCCUUCAACAACUGCUUGGAUGUUGCCCGUCAUCUGCCAUAUCUGUUUCACACCGUAACGUUCCUAGUUUGCAGCGGAUCGCUCUCGAUGCGCGCCUCGACCCACGGUCUAGUCAUCAACAUUAUUCACUCGCUGUGUACCUGCACUAAACCGUCCUUUUCUGAGGAAACUCAACGAGUUCUUCGGCUGUCAUUGGACGAAUUCUCGCUGCCAAAAUUCUAUCUGCUGUUUGGCAUUAGCAAAGUUAAAUCCGCUGCUGUUACAGCUUUCCGUUCGUCCUGUCGACAUCCAAACGACCGCUGGUUGGGUAACGAACGUGUCUCUCAAGCUCCACCUGCUGAUCGUGAACGCCUAGCAUUACCAUCGCUGGAAGUCAUAACGGAUGCCUUGCUUGAAAUCAUGGAAGCCUGCAUGCGAGACAUUCCGGACUGCGACUGGCUACAGACCUGGACAUCGUUGGCGAAAAGUUUUGCCUUCUGCUACAAUCCUGCUUUACAACCACGAGCUCUGAUUGUGUUUGGUUGUAUCUCGAAAAGCAUCACCGACCAGGACGUGAAACAGUUGCUACGCAUACUGGUGAAAGCUUUGGAAUCCUUCACGGAUAUUAUUCUGUUGGAAUCUUUAGUCAUGUGCUUGACUCGGCUGCAGCCGUUGCUUCGACCUGAAUCUCCCAUACAUAAAGCUUUGUUCUGGGUCGCCGUGAGUGUACUCCAACUGGACGAAUCAACCCUCUACGCAGCGGGACUUGCCCUGCUAGAGCAGAACCUACACACGCUGAACUCGCAGCAGCUGUUCGACAAACAGAAUAUUGCGGACGUGAUGAUGGCCACCCGGGAACCACUGGAGUGGCACUUCAAACAGCUCGAUCAUGCCGUCGGGCUAUCGUUCAAGUCGAACUUUCACUUUGCGCUGGUCGGUCAUCUGCUAAAAGGCUUCCGCCAUCCGACACCGACGACGGUUUCUCGUACCUCUCGCGUGCUGACCAUGCUGCUGGGAAUUGUUGCGAAGCCCCACCGGCGGGACAAAUUCGAGGUGACACCGGAUAGUGUGGCCUAUUUAACGGCCUUGGUGUGUUUGUCGGAGGAAGUGCGCUCACGGUGUCACGUUAAGCACACGCUUCCCCGCUGGCCGGUUGAAACCGGUGGCGUCUCCGAACCCGGUGCUGGUGGUGGUGAUCAUCUAUCUGCUGGUGGAGCCGGCAAUCUACAGGCGACUGCCGCCGGUGGACAAAACGUUCGACGACAAAAGUCCUGGGAUAUGCUAGACCAAUCGGCCAUCCAGUAUGCCCGACAAUCGCACAAAGUACAACCGCAUCAGGACCCGGCAAUCAAAGGAAAAUCCUGGCGAAGCUUAGACCUAACCCAUAAUCCACACAUGGGAAUGAUCAGCCAUUCCUCGUUUGUGUCACAUGCUUGUACUAAUACCAAUACGACUACUAGCACACUUUCCGCGUAUACUACCACCAAUAACAACACUCUCACCAACAACGCAAAUACUUCCGGUGGCAGUAGUCAGCAUGGUGGAGCCUACCACAGAAGCGACUUCCGUAAUCGUCGCUCCUCGUCGGAACCAGUCAACCACCAGAUGGUGCUGGUCAAUCCGAACAUUGCCAAACUGAUGGCCCUAAAACAAGCACACAUUUACACCGGUACUAGUAUCUCCUCUGCUUCUCCCUCCGCUACAACAGCGACCAUAACUACUACUAACAAUAGCAACAUUAAUACGAACGCUGCUAGUGCCGCAGUAACCAUGAUUAUUACCAAUACCAUUAACUUGAAUACUACUUGUACAAGCUCCGCCACUACCACAAGUACGCUGACGAUCAAUACUGCCAACAGUAGCGCGACAAACAGUACUAGCCCAGCGCAGUCUAUCGAAGAGAUUGAGAAUGACGAUGAGGCGAACAAUUUUAUCGUCGACUGUUUGCAAGACAUUUCAUCGAUCAAAGAAAAGUGCUCCCAGACGGCCCGAUUGCUUUUCAAAACGCAGCGCUCGUUCUCCGUUCCUACGCCCAAGGAAAGCCAGGGCAAAUCCGCUGAUCGGCAGAAGGAGCGCGGAUCGCGAUCUUCCGUGUCGAACGAAUCGAACGUACUACUCGAUCCGGAAGUGCUGCCGGAUUCGUCUACGCAGGCCCUGGUGCUGACAGUGCUGGCCACACUGGUUAAGUACACCACAGACGAGGCGGAAACGCGAGUCCUCUAUCAGUAUCUGGCCGAGGGUUCGGUCGUUUUUCCGAAGGUAUUCCCAGUGAUCCACUCUUUACUCGAUCAGAAGGUCAACAAUGUUUUGUCGGUGUCCACCGACCAGAUCGUGCUGGCAUCCGUGCAGAGCAUCAUCCAGAACAUGCUGGCCAGCGAGGAUGCAUCCCAGCAACCGUUGCACUUUUUGCAGAGCUGUGGCUUUGGGGGGCUGUGGCGUUUUGCCGGACCGUUCACCAAGUACAACAUGAUGGUCGAAUCGUCGGAACUGUUCGUCAACUGUCUGGAAGCGAUGGUAGAAACCUGCCUGCCGAUGGAGGAGAACACUCCGAUGCCGCCGUCACCUCGGCCCUACAAUCUAAGCUCGAGCUUGAGCAGCUUGACGCUCGGUUCGCCUACGGACAAAGAAUCUCUGGAUCACGACGGCUUUAGUGGUAGUGUAAGUUCCCUGCGCAGAGCUUCCUGCAGCAGAGCACGUAGCACUAAGCAUCGAUUCGUUGAUAGUCCUACUCACAACAUUUAGAGCGGCACAUGAACGUAGUAACACCGGAAUCGGUCCCAAUCACCAUCAAGCCCCUCGUAACACUGUACCCCUACUAACGUAGUUCUGUGAGUUAGCACCAAAGACACUUAAGAAAUGAGUUUAACUACUUGUGGUUCAAAAACAAAAAACCCACUCUGAAUGUCACCCACUAUAUUACCUAGUAUAAAAGGCCAAGCAGAUGUUUCUGGUGUGAAAGGAACAUUAAUCAAUGGGAGAUUGUGCUUUUAAACCUAAUAGUACAUAGUAUAUUUACCCACAUUUUGAUAAUCGCACACAUACACACAGAAUUCUAAGCUACCUAUGAAUAUACUUGAGAUUAAAGCGCUCACGCACACAUUUUUUAGAACCCACGUCAUAUCUGCACAAACACUGAACCAAAAUCUGACAGUUACACACUCGCAAAAACGUAAACGAAAAUGGAUAAAACCAAAAACUCAGAUUGAAGAACCUAUUCCGUGCAUAUUAUUGAGGUUUUACUACUCAAAGUUGGAAUACCAUAUUACAAAUGUUCAGAUGUGAUAAUUUCCUAUUUUUUGAAUUGCAGAAAAGAGACCUGAACUGACUUUCUACGCAGUAGUUCUUAACCAGAACUGGCGACGAAGCAAUUUUUCGUUAUAUUUAAUUUGUUUUCCAAUCUUGCUCUUAAAACAUGACUGUAGCAACCAUACAAACCAUAGUUUAAUUUGAAACCUGAACUAGACUUCAUAACAUGAUAUCCCCUGAUUUCCCCUGAUUCCCCUGGUUUUCGCCAUCUUGUUACCCUCUCUGAGAAAACAAACCAAGCCUGGAGGUACAAUUGAUUUGGAAAUUGUCGGCAAGGGGUACGCGGUCUAAAAAAGGUUGAGACCGCUGUUCUACGGGAUUCAAGAUGACUGUAAAAUACUUUUGAAGAUCUAUGACUGUUUUAUUCAAAAUUUAUUUGGUUUGGUUGGACAUUUAAGCGUUUGUUAUAUCAAAACAAACAAGUUGUUACUAUACUCGGAAUGCGAAAUAACAGUCGAGGAAACCCGAGCAAGUGUGUUCUGUUGAAUUGAACUAGGUUAUAUUUCUCUUCGAUUUGGUUUGAGUAUUUUAGCUGCUAUCUUUAUAUUUUGGUUUAAAAUUUUAUAUUCAAAAUGUUUGGUACCCUCCUGAAACCUAUAAAUGGCGACUCUGCUAGCAUUUCACUUUAUUUAGAACAUUCUGGUAACAAGAAAGAAUCGACAUAAUCCCGCUUGAAUUUCAAUGCAUCACUCAUAAGUCAUAUCGUUGAGAUUGACUAGCAACACUUAUUUUGUACGCAAAAUGUCCAUGCAUGGAAUUGUUCGCUUUGCCCACUUAGAUCCUUGAUCUGACGGUUCACUUGGAGUUUUCGGUCUCACUCUUAAUGCUGUAGUUUAAAAUAGAAUUAGUCUCUCACUAGGGACAAGACACAGUUGAUGUAUUGUGAAACAUUUACAAUGUUUAAUAUUACUAAAGAUUUAUUCCUGUGUUUUGGGCACACUUUUACACUUUAAUCUCUUGGCUUUAUAUUUUUCCAAGAGCUUAGAACAUUGAUAUCACCAGUGUGACAUAAAAGUAACAGUUACAUUAAAGGUGUUUCACCCCAACUUCCUCGCAUAUUUUUAAUGUAACUCGGGAUUUGAAUACUCAGUACUCACACCAUUGCCCGUUUCAGAAUAGUGGAAAUAAGUCAUGCACGUCAAAUGAAAUUUUCUCAAUAAAACAGGUUCCAAAACAUGUUUCCUAGUUGUCAUACAUCAUUAUUAAAAGCUUUUCACAAAAAUGAAACUAGAAAAGCUAGUCGCAUUUGUCCCCUAUCAAAAAUUUCAUCUAUGAAAAACUAUCAAAAUGUGAUAAGAUUUCACAAAAAAGCAGUGCGAUUUACUCUUUUUCCGACCAAACAUGUGCCAAGGGUUGUAUUAAAUUAAAAAAAAAACACUAUUUCUUCGAGGCCUAAGGUAAACCGAGUAAGAGUUCAUUCAUUAAGGGCACAAGUCGCAGACAGACGUCCAAGCUGAGUUCCAAACUUGUGUAAGGUUUUUUGUAGUAGCAAUCCGUAACCAGAUAGCGCUACCAGUACCGCCAGCCUCGUACACCAGCGAAAAAAAAUGUAUUGUAGCGAUAAGGUCACCAGGCGGCGUUAGUGUACAAGUGAUUUAUAACGCAAUUUACUUUGAAAAUUAACACGGAAAUUUUGAUCAAUGUUGUCCCUGCUUGGACGUCUGUCUGUGCCCAAGCUUUAGGUCAAAAAUUGUGUUCCAUUGUAGCGUUAGUCUUUUUUGUUAUAAACUGUUGCUUCUGUUGUUUGAAUAUCCUAUACCAUCUCCUAAUAUUAGGGAAUCUAGGCAGCUCUAACUCUCCUGUUGAUGACUGAAUAUGCUAAUUAUUUACGUAUAUAUGUAGAAACUAACGUAGUUAUCUGUUUUUGUUAAUGAAGCAUUAAUGCUAUGCUAAGCGAUAGAAGCCAUUAUAAAAAGCUAUUUGAGGCCUCUCUAAGAUGUGAGUAUAUUUUUGAAUACAUCUCAUGUAUGCACACAGACAUCGCACACGCAUCAAGAGUGCACACCUGUACUGUUCACAGAAGCAGAAUAAAUAUUUUUGUGUCAA
Molecule: messenger RNA, 11704 nt
Organism: Wyeomyia smithii (pitcher-plant mosquito)
Lineage: Eukaryota; Metazoa; Arthropoda; Insecta; Diptera; Culicidae
Gene: Nf1
Product: neurofibromin
Exons: 11
Coding region: 122-9094 (2990 amino acids)
Biological process (GO): regulation of GTPase activity
Source: RefSeq, a predicted model, not a curated record